AUGUCUCCGUGUCCAGACCAACUUUCGGUACGCUGCGUUCGAUUCAUGAGACACUUGCUCUGUCUCUAUUGUUUAUCUUUCUGUCUUCUUUUCACUAUAUUACUGACUGCCUGUCUUUUAUUAUCUAUCUCACAUUAUCUUUCUGACUUGUCUAUCUUUCUGAGAGUCGAUCUUUCUGACUGUCUAUAUUUUUACUAUCUGACUGUCUAUCUGUUUACUACUCUCUAUUUUUCUGACUCUCUCUAUCUUUCUGACUCUCUCUCUCUCUUUCUGACUCUCUCACUCCUUCUGACUCUCUCUCUUUCUGACUACUAUCUUUCUGACUAUCAUUUCACUGUCUUUCUGACAGUCUAUCUUUCUGACUAUCUAUUAGACUGUCUUUCAGACUAUCAUUUCACUGUCUUUCUGACAGUCUAUCUUUCUGACUAUCUUUUAGACUGUCUUUCUGACUAUCAUUUCACUGUCUUUCUGACAGACUAUCUUUCUGACUAUCUUUUAGACUGUCUUUCAGACUAUCAUUUCACUGUCUUUCUGACAGUCUAUCUUUCUGACUAUCUUUUAGACUGUCUUUCUGACUAUCAUUUCACUGUCUUUCUGACAGACUAUCUUUUAGACUGUCUUUCUGACUAUCAUUUCACUGUCUUUCUGACAGUCUAUCUUUCUGACUAUCUUUCUGACUAUUAUUUCACUGUCUUUCUGACACUUCAUGACUGUCUAUCUUUCUAUUUUUCUGUGUAUCGUUUUACUGUUUAUCUUUCUGGCCCUCUACCUUUCACUAUCUUUCUGUAUGUCUAUCUUUCUUCUUUCUUUUUGACUGUCUAUCUCCUUACUAUCUUUCUGUCUAUCUUUCUGAUUGUCUAUCUUUCUGAAAGUCUAUCUUACUAUUCAUUUUUAUUGUCCAUUUUCUGCCAGUCUAUCUUUCUGACUGUCUAUCGUUUUACUAUCUUUCUCACAGCUUAUCUUUAA
Messenger RNA from Acanthosepion pharaonis, 966 nucleotides. Lineage: Eukaryota; Metazoa; Mollusca; Cephalopoda; Sepiida; Sepiidae. The record is from the annotation of a GenBank genome assembly.